Messenger RNA from Pectinophora gossypiella (pink bollworm), 1869 nucleotides. RefSeq names its product cytochrome b5-related protein-like. NCBI's taxonomy places the organism in Eukaryota, Metazoa, Arthropoda, Insecta, Lepidoptera, Gelechiidae. The record is from RefSeq and is a predicted model, not a curated record. The transcript is spliced from 5 exons. Bases 112 to 1470 code for a protein of 452 amino acids. Gene Ontology annotation, molecular function: heme binding. Gene Ontology annotation, cellular component: mitochondrion. Gene Ontology annotation, biological process: lipid metabolic process.
UAAUUGGUAUUGCAUUGCUCUGGAGCGAGAACGUUUUGUGAGCUAAGUCUUAAACAAAUUAAAAAAAAUAUAUAAAAAAUAUAGGUACAAUAGAACAGCUAAGUGACAGUAAUGGCUCCAAACGUGGAGUAUUUAGAGGUAGCUCAUCAAAGGGCUGUGGAGAAAAAAACUCAUGUCAGUUUUCCCCAACUAAAGUACCCGUCCCUAAGGGAUGAGGGGUUAAGGGACCCGGUACAAUGGCUGACAGGGAAGGCUAUGGACGACGGGGCCGAAGGUCUCUGGCGCGUACACAAUGGCCUCUACGAUUUGACCGACUUCAUAAAAAGGCACCCCGGUGGAGCGGAGUGGCUGGAACUCUCCAAGGGUUUAGACAUCACAGAGGCGUUUGAGUGUCAUCAUCUAAGUCCAUCAGUGGAUAAGAUGCUAGCCAAAUUUUACGUAAGAGAAGCCAAGACGCCUAGGAACUCACCGUUCACAUUCAAAGACGAUGGAUUUUACCGGACACUGAAAAGAGAAGUAGUAGAAGAAUUAAAAAAGGUUCCAAAAAGUGUUCCGAAGUACGCUGAUAUGGUGAUAGACGGACUAUUUGGUACUCUGCUGGUGACGUCAGCGUUGUCUUGCUGGGCGAAGAAUUACUGGGUGGUGACGGCGUCGUACCUGAUAGCAUCCUUGUGUCUAGCAUGGGUUACAGUGGCUGCUCAUAAUUACAUACACAGGAAAAGCAACUGGAGAAUGUAUCUAUUCAAUUUGAGCAUGUGGUCUUAUAGAGAUUUCCGAGUAUCCCACGUGUUGUCUCACCAUCUUUAUCCAAACACCCUCAACGACCUGGAGGUCAGUGCGUUCGAACCUCUCGUCUUCUGGAACCCGAGGAGAGAUGUCCCUCUACUGUCCAAGUUUGCAUUCUUGAUAGAACUGGUGACAUUCCCCUUGGGCUUUCUGAAGAAUUUCCUGGUCAGGUUCUACCUGAAUUUUGCUCGCGAGGGUUUCUUCACUGAACAUUACCGCUGGCAUGACGGACUCGGGUUGCUCCUGCCCGUGUGGAUGUGGCUGGUGAGCGGGACCACCUUCUCCGAAGCCUUCGUCACGUGGCUCUGGAUUAAUUGUACCGGCAGCUUCAUAUUCUACAUGAUCGGCUCCAACGCUGCUCAUCAUCAUCCGAAGAUCUUCAAGGAUGGAGAUCAAGUCAAGGAUCCGAACCCAGACUGGGGCAUGCACGAACUUGAAGCCGUAAUGGACAGGACUGACAUUAACGGGAAUCUUUUCAAAGUGAUGACCUUCUUCGGGGACCACGCGCUGCACCACCUCUUCCCGACCCUGGACCACGCCGUCCUCCCAUACCUCUACCCUGCGUUUUUGAAAAACGUCGAGAAGUACAGAGCUAACUUCCGAAUGACAUCCUCUUUCGAACUCUUCGUCGGACAAAUCAAGCAGACUCUCAAAACUGAGCCGAAUGUUUUAGAAGACAAUUAAUUCGUAAUUUAAAUUAAAGAGUUGAGUUUAAAUUACGUUGUGUUGAUGUUGUUUUAGUGUUGAUGAGAGAUGAGGAAGUGGAGGUGUUUUAGGUCGUCUACCCCUACGGGAAAUAGGCGUGAUAUUGUGUAGGCGUAAUAUACAUGAAAAAUGGAUGGUUUUCAUGAGAGGAAAUGACUGAAAACAAGCGCUGGAUGGACCGUAGCAUAGCAUGGCUCCAUCACAAUACAAGCUGAGCCAUUUAUUUUUGCCCGUAUUCGUAAUAUUCAUAAUUACCUAGUUCUUAUAGCAAAUGUAAAUUGUAACUGGCAAUAAAUUCAUUUUAUUCUUUACGACUAUGUGUAUUUAUGAAAAUAAAAACGUAACCUUUGUAAUAUAAAUAUGUUUAAAAAGUUUUAA